AUGUCAACAUACACCCCGCCACCCUCAAACCCUCCCACCCGCAAGCACUCUCUACACUACAUCCUCUCCCCAACAGAACUAGCUCGAGAUGCUCCAGAUGUCCCCAAUGUCGCCUCACCUACGUCGGCUCACCGCGCCCUACCGGACACCCACACUCCACAACACGCCAACGGCAACAGCAAGGACAAAGGCAAGAACUCUAAUGGAGCCAUUAAGCCCAAGUGCACGCCACGACCAGCUCUAGGGGGUCUCCCGAAAGAGGUCCUUGCGGCGAUUGCCAUUAAUCUGGUCGUCGACGACGAGGGCAACGGCCAGCGCCCGUCCCGCAUGAUGGCGUUGCUGUACACGUGCAAGGCCAUCUACAGCAAACUCAAGUUUGACAACAACCCCGUGCUUUACAACCGUUUAUUCCGAGCGACGUUUGACCUCGGUGCGUUGAUACGUCGCACCCAGUGGAUGUUCGACGUUAAGACCGAUAUCCCGGGCACGAGCAAGAAGACCGAGCUGUUCGCCAAUCCGCGCUCAUGGGCAACCGAGUACAGGGAUCGUUGGUCAUUGCGAAACCGUAUGCGUGACUGUGUGCGCUACGACAAGCUCAACCUCGACUGCAUUGACACCGACUUGUGGGCGCUAUGGUUCCUCUGGACCGAGAACGACAAGAAGAACUUCAAGUUCCUCUAUGAGGAGUGCCUGUUCUACCAAUGGAUCAUGGUCAACUACAAGGAUGACAUGCUGUCUGAUUCGCUCAAGACUGGGUAUCCGCGUGACACGCCGGUCAAGGCGCUCGGCAUCUGGCUUGCCAUGAUCUCAGGUUCCGACCUGUAUGGUGAGCGUACUCCAGCCGAGGUCGACGAGAAGAUCUUCCUCCUGCGGCCCUACGCCUUCGCAUGCUUCAAGUACGAGAUGAUGUACGCAGACUGGAAGUACCGCAAGUUGCCACUCUGCAAGCCUGGGUGCACGGAUCACCCUGUCAUCUCGUCAUACACCGCACAGUACAACCGGUUCGGACAUUCGCACCGCCGGGCACCGCCGCACUUUGUCCUCGGAGCCUACCUGUGUUACAUGCGCAUCUUGGAGCGACAACCUGGGCGCAUCGGUAUGAAAGCCGGGAGCAGCACGGUGUUCCUCGACGAGGCGGGCACUGGCGUCUUCACAGUCAACCACCUUAUGCCAUCGGUCUAUCACGACCCAGAGUGGCAGCGAAACACAGUCUGCCAGGACCCACACACGUCCCCUGGUUUGCCGCCUCUGACGUUCCUCGGACGACUGGAAGGCUUCUGGCGGGGACGCCUGCUCUUCUUUGACUUUGAUGCCUACCGCCAAAUGCUGGCAGGUAACAUGCCUGCAGUGUAUACGGGCACGUUUGCGACGCAUGCUGCCGAAGCGGAGAUCAGGGAGACGGUGAUCCAGGUUCGAGAGGAGGACGUUGGCGGAAAGGGUUCCCUCCUAAACGCAGGGUUCGCCGACGAGGAGAGGGAGGAAGAACAGGAGCGCAUCCGGACUGGCUACGGCCACAAAGUUCUUACGGGCGACGACCUGAAGAAGGCGGACCCACCUGGGUACACGAAGGAGAUCCUCCUGUCAGGACGGGUCCGCAGCAGCUGGGGCUGGUCGCGCGUCCGUGGCCGUGUGCGCUCUUGGGACGGGCUGGUCCAGAUCUCGUUAGGAAACUCUACCCCUCACCCUCUCGGCCAGUGGAUCUGGCGCGGGUACAUUCACACUGGAGGGUACCUCAUCGGACGAUGGCGCGACACGUACACGCCCGAGUCGCAGUUCGGUUACGAGGGCCCGCUUGGUAUGGUGCGAGCGGGUGACAUGUACUACCCUAGCCACUUUCCCAAGUCGAUGGCGGCGUCGACUGGCACCACCAAGCUCGACUUUGGUCCAGACGGAGGAACUCAAGGCCCUGGGCCGGGGCAGAUCCACAACCGCAUGCCCAGAAGCCAGAUCCCCAAGAGCCCGAUGUCUCACACUUCGGCGUCGAGCGGCUCGCGUGAGAGUUCUGACGAUCCGAUGGAGGGCCGCAAACGACGGGUUGCAGACGAUGCGUUGCCUCCGCGUAAACGGCGAGAUUCUGAGCGGCCUGGGAGCCGCGCGAGUCGUGACAGCAAUUCACGGGACAUGUGGGAGAUGAGGCCCAACAGCAGGGGCAGCCGACGAGACAGCGACAGUCGGAGCGGGAGCAUGAGCGAGCGGCCGCGGGCCGGCAGCCGGAGCGAGUAG
Molecule: messenger RNA, 2223 nt
Organism: Cutaneotrichosporon cavernicola
Lineage: Eukaryota; Fungi; Basidiomycota; Tremellomycetes; Trichosporonales; Trichosporonaceae
Exons: 4
Coding region: 1-2223 (740 amino acids)
Source: RefSeq, a predicted model, not a curated record